CAAAUCAACCAGCUGUAUGAAUUUAAUAAUUUAAUGGCAUUUUACGGAAACGCAACAAAACGCAGUUUUCAGAUAAUCUGCGAAACAAAAGGCCGCACUUAUAAGCACUGAGGCCCAAACGGGCAAAAUUUCACCCAUUUCGAAGCUUUUACUCGUGAUCUUCCCGCAUUUCUCAUAUACCUACCCUGGUAUCGGAAUCCUGAUUCCCAGCUCGAUUAUUCUGACAUCAAGCAUGAAGAUUUUCUGGGCAUCUUCGGACUUCAGUUUAGUGCGUGUUUGUUGAGAAACUUGUUCCUUCUGCUGAUCUUGAGGCGCUCUGAAUGCAGGCUUUCUGUUUACAGACUGCACAGAGUAGUUCAAUGAAAUCAUGAACAACCACACAUUUGGGCCAGGAAGCCCCAAGCCCUCGCAUGCUUAUUCCAGAGGGGACAUUGAUUUGGAAUCUGGAAACUUUAGAAAACACAGAAAGCCAAAAAGUUCGGUGUCCAGAUUUAUCAGAAUGAUCAAAUCUAUUGGAAACCAAAUCAGCUUUUUCUAUAAGCUGCACUCCCUUGCAAUUUUUAUUGCCUCUUUAAUAUUUGGUGUGGCUGUGUUGAUUGUUCUGUCAAUGUAUGAAAAUAGUUUACGGUUGAUGAAGAACCAAAAUGACAAAUUAAGUUUAGCUUCUGAUUUUUAUCCUUUGAAGAAUUUGCAUAAUCUUGUUAUGGUAGCCGGACAUUCUAUUUACAUUAGUAGGAGCUGUGGAAAGUUUGAUAGGGAAGACUCAUGGUUCUUGGAGCCUUAUCAAAGAAAUCCAGGCCAAGCUUCUACUUUCGUUGCUCAUAUUAAGGAGGGAGUGGAGAUUGCAGCUCAAGAUGAGAGUGCUCUUCUUUUGUUUAGUGGUGGGGAAACUCGUAAAGAUGCUGGACCUCGGGGCGAGGCACAAAGUUACUGGGGUGUUGCAGAAGCAGAAGGGUGGUUUG
Messenger RNA from Phalaenopsis equestris, 962 nucleotides. RefSeq lists its product as uncharacterized. Lineage: Eukaryota; Viridiplantae; Streptophyta; Magnoliopsida; Asparagales; Orchidaceae. Gene Ontology annotation, cellular component: cytoplasm. The record is from RefSeq and is a predicted model, not a curated record. The transcript has 3 exons. The annotation marks the transcript as partial.